Molecule: messenger RNA, 207 nt
Organism: Penicillium samsonianum
Lineage: Eukaryota; Fungi; Ascomycota; Eurotiomycetes; Eurotiales; Aspergillaceae
Exons: 1
Coding region: 1-207 (68 amino acids)
Source: RefSeq, a predicted model, not a curated record
AUGCCGUUUGGUAUCCCCGAUGAAGCAGCUUGCACACUUUGGACGGUCCGAGGCGGGUACGGCGAUACAGUGGAGAAGAUCGCCGGAGCUAUCCGAAGCCAGUUCAGUGGGGCUAAGGAGGAGGAGGCCGAGGCCUUUUUCAGCACAGUGGCAGUUAAGAGUGUCUCCAGAAUGAUAUUCCGAACGGACAAUUUGUUGUCGAUUUGA